Molecule: messenger RNA, 1191 nt
Organism: Fulmarus glacialis (Northern fulmar)
Lineage: Eukaryota; Metazoa; Chordata; Aves; Procellariiformes; Procellariidae
Gene: ARGLU1
Product: arginine and glutamate rich 1
Exons: 3
Cellular component (GO): nucleoplasm; mitochondrion
Molecular function (GO): cadherin binding
Source: RefSeq, a predicted model, not a curated record
UCGUCAACAAGAAAUUGAAGAGAAACUCAUAGAGGAAGAAACUGCUCGAAGAGUGGAAGAGCUUGUGGCUAAACGUGUAGAAGAAGAGUUGGAGAAAAGGAAGGAUGAGAUUGAGCGAGAGGUUCUCCGCAGGGUGGAGGAAGCUAAGCGCAUCAUGGAAAAACAGUUGCUCGAAGAACUCGAGCGACAGCGACAAGCUGAACUUGCAGCACAAAAAGCCAGAGAGGAAGAAGAGCGUGCAAAGCGUGAGGAACUAGAGCGAAUACUAGAAGAGAAUAAUCGAAAAAUUGCAGAAGCACAAGCUAAACUGGCUGAAGAACAAUUGAAAAUUGUUGAAGAACAAAGAAAGAUUCAUGAGGAGAGGAUGAAACUAGAACAAGAGAGACAACGUCAGCAAAAGGAAGAGCAAAAAAUUAUCCUGGGCAAAGGAAAGUCUAGGCCAAAACUGUCCUUCUCACUAAAAAGCCAGGAUUAAAUUGCAACUCUGAACUCUUAAAAGGAAAAAAGAAAGAAACAAAAAAAAAAACCCAACGAAAAAGCAAAACAAAAAAAAACUUUGUAUGGUAGCUUCAUGUUGAAGUGGUUUUUUUUUUUUUCUCUCUCAAUUUUUUUUUUUUUGUCUUUUUUGAAAGUCUGGAAAAUUAGCUUGUUCUAAUAGGGGCUGUGCUCUGCAAUUCUUAAUUUUUUUUUAAAACUUCCAUUAAGUUAAACCCUUAUCAGAUCAUUGUUGCCUUUUAGAGGGUAAUCUAUUCUCAUCAAUUUUGUUUCUGUACUAGUGGUCUGAAGCAGUUCAGGUCACUUUAUGAAUUGUGGAUGAUCUGAUAAGGUUUUACUGACCUACUCAUCAGAGUUUGACUCUGAUAAUUGACAGAACUUUAUACUGGGUAUUGCUGACUUUUAAUUUUUUUUUUUUUUUUAAAAGUCAGUAAAUACAUGAGUAAAUUGCCAUAGUAUUACUGGACCUCUGUGGUUUAUUGUUAAAUCAGUGUCCUAUGAUACUGUCCCAUUGUUGCGCUUGAUGUUCCUGAUACAGGUAAGGAAAUAGUUUGUCAUUUCUGCUAUGACUACAUAGAGAGAGUUCAGUAUUGUCUCUGUUAGAUUUGUUUUUAUUACAUUGACGGCAUUCAACCAGCGUUCCCCAUUGUGUAAAUAAACCAAUUUGCUGAAUAAAGUGAAAGUCUUAAAUUCAUA